AUGGCCACCCAUCUUUAUGAAGACAAUCUUGGUUUGAGUGAUAAGUCCUCUAUAACGACCACAAACACAUCGAUGGUAUCUAUUAGUGAAGAGGGAGACCACCACGUGUCAAUUCCCAAAGCACCCACAAUAGAUCCCGCAGCGAAGGAAUUUGAGUGCCCAUACUGCUUCACCCUACUGCCAAUCAAUACAUGCCAGGGAAAGAAAUGGGAAAUGCACAUCUAUCGUGACUUGCGUCCUUAUAUCUGCACGUUUGAGGACUGCCGAGACCCGGAUCAGCAGUAUGACAGUCUUCACGACUGGAUUGCACAUGAGAAUUUGAAGCAUAUAACUACUGGAAAUGACGACAAACAGGUGUAUACCAAAGUGUGUAACGCAAUUGGAAAAGGGCAAGCAAAUGAUUCUACUGGAAACUGCAUUUUUUGCGGCAAGCACAACAAGUCCGCCGUUCAUGUUGCCUCACACCUUAGACGCAUUGCAUUGUUUGCUCUUCCACGAUCAACAGAGUCAGAAAGCCAGGAUGAAUCACCACUUUCCGACUUUCCCCUCUUGAACAGCAGCCGUGAUAGUGGUUCCAAAGCAGAUGCUGAGAACGAUGAAGUGGGAUUGGAAAGAAGCAGCAUGGUCAAUGAGUUUGAUGAUAUGUCCCUUGAAAGCAAGCCCAUCCAUACUGGUACCAGCGACAGCAGCGCCAUUCAUCAGACAAUCGGUGACAAGAAUCCUCAUCAAGAUCUGCCAGGUGACUCCGCUAACCCCGACCAUAUUAAUGAACCUUCAAAAGGUUCUCGCAGCCUUGCCACGCCUAUAGAGUGGACCUUACGCCCGCAUGAAGCUAAACCAUUCACUCGACUGAAAGUUCAAAUGCCUCGGGCUGCCUUUGUCGAAGACUGGGAUGAAACGCCGCAUGAAGGCAUACCAAGGUCUCAACAUAUGGGCAAUGUAGGAAUAAGUCGUCUGAAAACCCCGGUGGAUACUCAUCAUGAUGUAUCAUCAAGAUACGUUCAAGAGGCAUCUACAGUCAGUGAUCAAAGUUCCAUUGGUCUGAGUCUUUGGUAUUGUUGCCAGUGCAAUUUUGGUCCUCAUAACAAGUCCCUCCACAUGAGUUGCAUCUCGUGUAAUGCAAUGCAAUGCUCUGGCUGCAAGGAGGAAAAUUUCCCUUACUGA
Molecule: messenger RNA, 1164 nt
Organism: Penicillium pulvis
Lineage: Eukaryota; Fungi; Ascomycota; Eurotiomycetes; Eurotiales; Aspergillaceae
Product: protein kinase
Exons: 2
Coding region: 1-1164 (387 amino acids)
Source: RefSeq, a predicted model, not a curated record